Messenger RNA from Plodia interpunctella (Indianmeal moth), 2659 nucleotides. RefSeq lists its product as uncharacterized. The transcript has 4 exons. The record is from RefSeq and is a predicted model, not a curated record. Gene Ontology annotation, molecular function: protein binding. The coding region runs from base 118 to 780 and encodes 220 amino acids. NCBI's taxonomy places the organism in Eukaryota, Metazoa, Arthropoda, Insecta, Lepidoptera, Pyralidae.
GUUUGGAAGUACCCCCAUAUGAAUAUUAGUUAGUUAGUAAUAAAUGUUGGUCAAUCAAUUAUAUUAAAUAAAACUGCCAACACACCAUCACUAAUUUGGAUAAACCGGACAGAAAAUAUGAAUACGAAAAUUAAGAAUUGUAUCAUUAACAAUGACGAAAGAGAAGUUAUCAUGUUGAUAGAUUCCGGUUUGGAUCCAAACCUUGAAGGAGGCUGGCCAAUUAGAUUAGCGGCGCGAUAUGGGUCUUAUUCAGUGGUCAAAACACUUGUUCAAUAUGGAUCUAAUCCUCAUUUACUUAGCGAAUCAGGUGCAUCAACAUUACAGUUAGCCGUAUACUCUGGAAAAGAAUGGUCUUCUGAUAAGUGGGAUUUUUUACUGUCUUGUUGUGAUUCCUCUCAGUUGGCAGACGGUGCAGCAGUUGCCAUUAUUUUUCAAAACAUAGCUGCCUUAGAAAAGAUAGUGUGUACUGGUCGCUGCAAUACAAAUAUUCCAACUACAUUAACAGGUAAAACCGUAGAAGAUCUAGCAAGAGGAUAUAAAUUGCAACACAUUUUAAAUGAUACUAUACUCUCCGAAAACCAGACUAGAUACACAACUCCUCAUUCUUCACCACGGACGAGCCAGAACGUAAUGGAUGCGAGAUCAACUUUAACACCGAGACAAGAAAACACCAGGAAUCACAGAAAUUUGUCACCGUCAGUUGCUCAAUUCUUUAAUCAGACUUCUAACCAGACCGCGCUAACGUCACCCAGAAAUAAUUUAGUUGUAUAUUCAUCAUAAGCAGAAUGUAUUUUUAUGUAGAAAAAUUGGUAUGUACCAUAAUUUAAUGUGAAUGGCCACGCAGACAAGUAAUUAUUCAGAUUAUGCUUGAUAAAAUUUAACAACCUACUUAUUUAGAUACAUACUUACAAAUAUUUUAUUGAACACAUAGGUAUUUGUUAUUAGCUGGCCCCCAUCAUAAAUUCAAGCUAUUCUGUCUCAGUCUCGAAAGAUCUCUCGCAGUAGGAUAACACGACACGUCUUUCUUGUUUCUCUCACCGUCCAAUUCUAAUACAAAUCUUUCUUGACUAUUAAUUUAUUUCGCUAGACCCUAGAAAGGCUGAGUUAAUAAAACGCGAAAUUAGAUAGGAAGAUCAAUAGUUAUAAUGUAAAACGUCUUUCACUGACGCGUAGCGGAGCGAAGAGGGGAGGAGCGGUAAAUUUUAUUCCAACUCCACUGCACCUGAGCAAAGCGAGCGGAGCGCAACUGAGAGGAGUUCACUGGGUCGGAGACUUUUGGAUUGUCGAUGAGUUAGGUACUGUUACCAUACUCAUACAUCAAAACAGCUCCACUUCAGUUACAGUCAAUCGCUAAGAGAGAUCGUACGUUAUGUUGUAGUUAAGAAAACAAGGAGGAGAAAUCUUUUAUAUCACCACCUUUCUCUAUUUGAAAGUGAAGAUAUAACGAAGCAGAUGAAAUGUAUAAGUAGGUAACAAAGAUUUUGGAUACGAGAACACACAAGGUGACUAUUUAUUUUAGCAUGGUGAACUUUACUUCUUCCCCUUUCAUUAACAAAAACCACCACACCGCUCCGCUUCACUCUCUCUCUCCGCAUCGCAACACCCGCUCCAACUCCGCGCAAUACCACUCUGCACGAAAUUCCGCUUAGAUCCGCUUCUGGAUCCCCACUACUAUUUCCAAUUCAUGGUCCGCUAAUCUCUUCUCCGCUCAGUUGAAAUUAAAACACAGCAUAUGGAUGAUACCACACACAAGAUACCAACACUGAGGCAUGAGAUGAGAUCGAAUGGUCUGUUUUUAUACGGUUCUCAUGGGUUACAAAGUUCUAGACAACUAGGUAACUAAAAAUACAGACAAUAACAAUUCAGAGCAAUCCAUUGAAGUAAUAAAAAUUAGAAGAUAUAAGCAACCACGAUCCCUGGAGUAGAGUAUAAUAUUAAUGCAAAGAAAGAUAGAUAAAAAUAAAGAAAGUAUUUACACAAUGCAAUAUGAACACCAACUAAACUUUCGUGGCAAGUUUGGAACGCAUGACACUGAGCGCAAAAUUCCAUAAAAAAUUAAAUCUUCUAUAUUUUUUUUAUUGCACAAUUUUUUUGAAUGGCCUAUUGAAAUUCUCGUUUAGAACCUGAAAAUUUUGUUGUUGUUCAUAAAUAUUAAGCUCGAAAACAUUCCUUACUUACCCUUCUGACAUUGCCUUCUUUCAGUGCAGUUAAUACAUAUUUUACAAAAUAUACAAGUAGGUAUAAUAAAUACAAAAUAGGCUUAACAACUCGAGACAAAACAUGGCUUGCCUCUCAUAGCAAUUCACUAGCACUCAGUAGGUAAGUACCUACGAGUACAGAUAAGUUUCUAAUGAACCAGAUAGUUAAGUAUUUGACUUUACUGUCUAUUAUUGUAAAUAUGUAUACCUACUCUGCAUUUAUAAAAUAUACAUAUCAAGUCAAUGAAAUGAACUACAUAUAAUAAAUAGGUGGUAGGUUUAAAAAAUGAGUAGGUGACAAAGAUACGUCCAUACACAUUUGAUUAAUUUAUUUUAAAGCUUUAUUAUGGAAUCAAAGAAUAAUAUAUAUAUGACUAUGAAUUUAUUAUAAAAUAAUGUUUACAAUACAUUUAUGACAAAAUGCAUUUUAAGGAAUUAAAUUGUACGUAAAACAAAGCAAU